Messenger RNA from Mobula hypostoma (lesser devil ray), 6225 nucleotides. RefSeq names its product lanosterol 14-alpha demethylase (gene cyp51a1). The record is from RefSeq and is a predicted model, not a curated record. Bases 203 to 1705 code for a protein of 500 amino acids. Gene Ontology annotation, molecular function: oxidoreductase activity, acting on paired donors, with incorporation or reduction of molecular oxygen; iron ion binding; monooxygenase activity. The transcript has 10 exons. NCBI's taxonomy places the organism in Eukaryota, Metazoa, Chordata, Chondrichthyes, Myliobatiformes, Myliobatidae.
CCCGCCUCCUUGCUCUCGGUCCUCCCAGCGCUGCCGCUGUGGAGAUCUCACCGUUACGCUUUCUUUUUAUGUUGUUGGCUUUAAUUACAGAAGUAGAGGCAUAAACCGCCUGUGGGCGUCAGAUUGCAUCUCCGGGCAGAAUUUUCCCGGGACUACAGUUUGCAAAUCUGUCCCGUGCAGGGAAGGGUCGGUGGUCGCAGUGAUGCUCUUGCUGCUGCUGGCGGCUGGCUCGUCCAUCCUGGGAAAUGCCGUGGAAAAGGUCGUGGAUGGCAGCUUGACGACCAUGGUGCUGGUUACUUCAGCUUUUAUCUUGAGUCUGGCGUACUUCUCCAAAAUGAGCUUAAAACAUUAUGAAAAUCCGAACACGAAAUACCCGCCAUAUAUUCAUUCUAGCAUUCCGUUCCUUGGACAUGCAAUUGCUUUUGGAAGAAAUCCGAUUGACUUUUUAGAAGAUGCAUACUCUAAAUAUGGUCCUGUGUUUAGUUUCACAAUGGUUGGGAAGACAUUUACAUAUUUGCUGGGGAGUGACUCGGCUGCUUUGCUCUUCAACAGUAAAAAUGAGGACUUAAAUGCUGAGGAUGUUUACUCCAAGCUUACAACACCAGUUUUUGGCAAAGGAGUUGCCUAUGAUAUUCCAAACCCAUUAUUUCUGGAACAGAAGAAGAUGCUCAAAACUGGUCUGAACAUUGCACAAUUUAAACAGCACAUCCCUCUGAUUGAAGAGGAAACUAUUGAGUAUUUUAAACGUUGGGGUGACAGUGGUGUCAAAAAUUUGUUUGAGGCCCUCUCAGAGCUGAUCAUUUUAACAGCCAGCUGUUGUUUACAUGGAAAAGAGAUUCGAAACCUGCUCAGUGAGGAAGUUGCUCAGCUCUAUGCUGACCUUGAUGGUGGAUUUACCCAUGCUGCAUGGCUUCUUCCCAGCUGGUUACCUCUUCCCAGUUUCAGACGACGUGAUAAAGCACAUAAGAAGAUCAAGAAUAUCUUCUAUGAUGUAAUUAAGAAACGGAGGGAGUCGAGUACCAAGGAGGAUGACAUGCUACAGACCUUACUGGAUGCUACCUACAAGGAUGGAACUUCUCUGACUGACGACGAAAUUGCAGGUAUGCUUAUUGGACUGCUGUUGGCAGGGCAGCAUACUUCCUCUACUACCAGUGCCUGGAUGGGAUUUUUCUUGGCUCAACAUAAAGAGCUGCAGGAGCGUUGCUAUGUGGAGCAGAAAGCAGUGGCUGGGGAGAACCUGCCACUGCUCACCUACAAUCAGCUGAAGGACAUGAGUUUGUUGGAUCGCUGCUUAAAGGAAACCCUCAGGCUCCGUCCUCCAAUAAUGACAAUGAUGAGGAUGGCCAGAACUCCACAGACUGUUGCUGGUUACACCAUUCCUCCAGGCCAUCAAGUGUGUGUCUCUCCUACCAUCAACCACAGACUUAAAGAUGCUUGGGUUGAAAGAUUUGAUUUCGACCCGGAUCGCUAUCUCCGAGAUAACCCGGCUGCCCAACAAAAGUUUGCGUUUGUACCUUUUGGCGCAGGUCGUCAUCGUUGUAUUGGGGAAAAUUUUGCAUAUGUACAGAUCAAGACAAUCUGGUCUACUUUAAUCCGUUUGUAUGAAUUUGAUCUUGUUGAUGGAUACUUUCCAGUUGUGAACUAUGCAACCAUGAUCCAUACCCCUACAAACCCAGUUAUCAGCUAUAAGAGACGAAUGAAAUGAGAAAUAGAUUAAUAAAAUUUAAUCUUGCUAUUCUUCAGUGACUUGUUCAUGCUAUCAAAUCAUUUUGUUGGUUUGCUGUAUAAGAAUUUCAACUAAUUCAGUACUGAUUCUGUAAUUACUGUUAAUUAAUUUCUAAAUUAAGGAUAUUGAUAACUGGGGUCAAUUUUACAGAUAGUAGUGGUCUGAAAUUUUGGUGUCUCUGCUCAUGAAUUGCAUUUGUAUCCCUGAAAGCAAAGAUGUGUUGAGAAUUAUUUGCAUUACUGAGCACUCAAAGACAGCAGCUUGGUGAAUUUCCUUGUAUUAUCACAUCCUUUUGUGAUUGAUUCUCAGUGUUAAACUUCUAUCAAUUUGAAUGUUGUCCCUUUUGCAACAGGUACUUUAACAUUUUAGGAUGUCACUAGAGAAAUGUAGAGAACAUAUGUUGCAGUUUUCCAGUGGUGGGCUGCUUGUAUGAACAUUAGGGAGUGAAGUUUGCUUUUAAAUAUGAAUUUGGAGUUUCUGAAGUUGUGGUAUAGCUUGGUUUGUAGAAAUUUUGUACCAGCUUGGGAUGGAUAAUUAUGGUUAUGACUUUGUAGCCUCUCAAAAUGGGAUUGCUUAAGGCUUUAAAACUGUUGUCUCACUUGUGAAUGUAAUAGGUUGUCAUUUUGUUCUGUAUUAUUUUAACUAAUUAUGUAGCACCAAAAUUGGUCAUUGGAUCAGGAAAUUCAUCUCAUUAUUUAUACCCCAUCCCUCAGCUAGCCUCAAAACAAAGGAUAGUUAUGUUGAAAAUUCAUGAGCAAAAGCAUGCCUAUUUGGUAUGGUGUUUGUAAAACAGUAUUUUAAUGCAUAAGUUCAAAUUUAUAAAGUAAAAAUGUAUAAAAUGAUUAAUUAAGUCCUCAGUUGUAGUUAAUUCAUGAAGGCAUGUCACUUGUUUGCUGUUAAUAUUUUACCAUAAGACACAGGAGCAGAAUUAGGCCAUUUGGCCCAUCAAGUCAGCUCUGCCAUUCCAUUGUGGUUGAUUCAUUAUCCUUUUCAACCCCAUUCUCCUAUCCUUUCCCUGUAACCUUUUUGCUCUUACCAAUGAAGAACCUGUGUUUUAAAUAUAUGUAAUGACUUUGCCUCCAGAGCUGUCUGUGGCAAUGAAUCCUACACUUUCACCACCCUCUAGUUAAAAAUAUUCUGACUCAUCUCUGUUCUAAAGGGACUUGCCUCUAUUCUGAAGCUGUGCCCUCUGGUCCUAGGCUGUUCCACUAUAGGAAACAUCCUCUCCACAUCUUCUCUGUCUAGGCCUUUCAAUAUUCAAUAUUCUCCUCCCAUCACUUCCCAUUCCUCUAAACUCCAGGGAGAACAAUUCCAGAACUAUUAAAUGUUCUUCAUGCAUUAACCCUUCUGUGCCAGGAAUCAUACUGGUGCACCACCUCUGGUCCCCCUCCAAUGCCAGCAUAUCUUUUCUUAGAUAGGGGCCCCAAAACUGCCCACAGCACUCCAACUGCGGUCAACCAAUGCUAUAUGAAGUCUCAACAUUCUAUCCUUGCUUUUAUAUCCUAGACUUCUUGAACACUAAUAUUGCCUUUGUCUUCCAUUUUUCUUUCAUGUAUCUGCUGCUAUCACCACUCCAGGCAGGAGAUUCCAAGCACUUAUCAGUAUCAGUUUUUAAAAAAACAUCUACCUGACUUCCCCUCUAUACUUCCCCCAAUCACCUUAAAAUUAUGCCAUCUUGUAUUAGCCACCCUGGGAAAAAGGCACUGGCUGUAUAUCUUAUACAUUCAUCCUAUCGUCAUAAAAUGUGCUCUCUAAUCCAGGCUGUAUCCUAAUAAAUCUUCAUUCUCUUUAAAGCUUCUUGUGAUGAUGCUACCAGAAAUGAACAUAGUACUCCAAGUGCCGUCUAACCAGAGUUGUAUAGAGCUCGACAAUAUCUCAUAGCUCUUGAACUCAAUCCUCCAGCUAAUGAAGGUCUCCAAACCAUUUGCUGCCUUAACCACUCUAUAUAUUUGCACUGCAAUUGUGAGAUCUCUGAAUGUGGACCUUAAGAUUCCUCUGUUGCUGCACGAAGCUAAGAAUCCCAUAUGAACCCUGUACGACCUUUCAAAGUGUAUCACUUCACACUUUUUUGAAUUGAACUCCAUCUGCCACCUCUCAACCCAGCUCUGCAUACUAUCAAAGUUCCAUCAUAACCUUCUAUCCACAACCCUAGCAAUCUUCGUCAUCUGCAAACCUAUUAACUCUUCCCCCACCCACCUCCUCAGCUAAGUCAUUUAUAAAAAUCAAGAAAAGCAAGAGUCCCGCUCAGAACAGAUCCCUGUGGAAUAUCACUUUUCACUGACCUCCAGGCAGAAUACGCAUCACCUACUACCUUCCUCUGCCUUCUAUGGGCAAGCCAAUUUCGAAUCCAUGCAACCAAGUUUCCUGGAUCCUAAGACUUAUGACUUUUUGAAUCAGCCUAGCAUAGGGAAACAUGACAGGCUUAUUUUCUUACAUCCAUAAACAUCACAUUCAUUGCUUUAUCAACUUGUUUUGUUACUUCCUCAAAGAAUUCAUUCAGGCUUGAGUGGCAUGGCCUGCUCUUCACAAAGGCAUACUGACUACCCCUAAUCAGACUGCUUCUCGAAAAUCAAGAAUCUUCUUCAAUAAUUUGCCCACUACCGAUGUAAAACUCAAUGGUUUAUAAAGUCUCAGGAGUAUCCUUAUUACCUUUCUUGAAUAAAGAAAUAACAUUUGCCACCAUCUAAUCUGCUGGUAUUACUCUUGUGGCCAGUGAGGAUGCAAAGAUCAUCUCCAAAGGCGUAGCAGUCUCUUUCAUUUCCUGGAGUAUAUCAAGGCUUUGGGUAUUAUCUAUCCUAGUGUUUUUCAAAACUUCCAGCAUAUUAGCCUGUUUUACGUUGUCCUCACAUUCGUCAUGGUCCCUUUUCCCUUUCAAUAAUGAAUACUGAAGGCAGGUAUUCAUUAAGGACCUACCGACCUUCUCUAAUUCCAAACAUGUUUCUUCUGUGUCCCUGAUUGGUCCUACUGGAAUAGUCAUCCUUCUGUUCUUUAUGUACACAAAGAACACCUUGGGGUUUUCAUCAAUCCUACUCACCAAGGCCUUCUGAUGUCCCCUUCUAGCUCUCAUUUCUUUCCUUUUUAAAUCUUUUUAUUGAGUAAGUAUACAAAAAAGGUAAGCCAUAUAAACAUUAGUACAAUGUUAAAGUAUAAUAAAAUUCCAAAAGAUAACAAUACCAAAAAGAAAAUACUACAAACAAUGUAAUUUAAGCAUAAGAAACCAAGAUAACAUAAUAGUAUACUAGAUUUUAUAUAUAUCAAUGGAAAAAAAGAAAAAAAAAACCCCAAAAAAAAACCCACCGUGCAACUAACUAAAAGCAAAGCAAAGCAAUGGGCUAACUUGAAACCAAACAGAGUUAAACUUAAAAUCACGUCCUCAAUCCCAACCUCCAUUAAAACAGUGAAGAGAAAACAAGAAGGGUAAAUAUUACAUUAAAUGAAAAUAUCGAAUAAAAGGUCCCCAAAUCUGUUCAAAUUUAAAUGAAGAAUCAUAAAGGUUACUUCUAAUUUUCUCCAGAUUCAAACAUAAAAUCGUCUGAGAAAACCAAAAAAAGGUAGUUGGAGCAUUAAGCUCUUUCCAAUGUUGUAAAAUACAUCUUUUCGCCAUUAAAGUAAGAAAUGCAAUCAUUCUACGGGCUGAAGGGGAAAGAUUACUAGAAAUUUUAGGUAGUCCAAAGAUAGCAGUAAUAGGGUGAGGAGAGAUAUCUAUAUUUAAUACCUUAGAAAUAAUAUUGAAAAUAUCUCUCCAAAAAGUUUCCAAAGUAGGGCAAGACCAAAACAUAUGAGUUAAAGAGGCUAUCUGCCCCGAACAUCUAUCACAGAAAGGAUUAAUAUGCGAGUAAAAACGCGCUAACUUAUCUUUGGACAUAUGUGCUCUAUGAACCACUUUAAAUUGAAUUAGGGAAUGUUUAGCACAAAUAGAGGAAGUAUUAACUAAUUGUAAAAUCUGCCCCCAAUCAUCCACAGAAAUGGUAAGCCCCAAUUCCUGUUCCCAAUCUACCCUAAUCUUAUCAAAUGGAGCUUUCCUAAGUUUCAUAAUAAUAUUAUAAAUCAUAGCCGAUGCACCUUUCUGACAUGGAUUAAGGUUAAUUAUCGAAUCUAAAAUAUAUAUAGGAGGAAGCAUUGGAAAGGAAGUAAGUAUAGUACUUAGGAAAUUUCUAACUUGUAAAUAUCUAAAAAAAUGUAUUCUUGAUAAGUUAUAUUUGUUAGAUAAUUGUUCAAAAGACAUAAGGGAACCAUCUAAAAAUAAAUCCAAAAACCGUAAAAUACCCUUAGUCUUCCAAGUUUGAAAAGCGCGAUCCGUAAAAGAGGGAGGAAAAAAUAUGUUACCUAAAAUAGGAAUCGCUAACCCGAAUUGAUUAAGAUCAAAAAAUUUUCUGAAUUGAAACCAAAUGCGCAAAGCAUAUUUAACUAUCGGGUUAGAGACCUGCUUAAGACGUUUCGAAUCAAAAGGAAGAGAGGAACCUAAAAUAGAACCAAGUGUAUAACCCUGAACAGAUUGU